CCCAGCCUGUCCCCAGCUUGUGGCCACCCUGCCCCCACCAAGGGCCACCUACACGUGGGGACGGACGUGACCUCGCUUCCUUCCCCUUCAUCCGAAGAGCCGCCAGCCAGGGGAGCGGUGGCCACAGCAGCGAGUGACAGCCAGUCCACAUGGCUGGGGACACCGGGAUGGCCGGGAAGGUGGCGCUGCUCCUGUGGGCCCAGACCCUCGGCCUUGCUGGCUGGUGUUCCCUGUCACCUGCAGGUGCCCAGACAGCCCUGAUCCUCGUGGAGCCCCCCUGGACACUGCCGGUGCUGUGGGACCAGGUGACACUGACCUGCCAGGGCUCGGGGACCACUGGUGCCACCACCUGGUACAAGGAUGGGCAGCGCUGGGGGCAGGAGGGAUGCAACCAUUUCCCUGUCACUGAGAAAGGCACCUACACAUGUGACAAACGUGGAACUGGGCGCAGCCCCUCCGUAAGAGUCUUAGAUGACAUGCUGGUGCUGCAGGUGCCGGCUCGGGCACUGCUGGAGGGGGACACGGUGACACUGCGCUGCCGGGGCUGGCAGAACAACACGGUCACCUCGGUGUCCUUCUAUCAUGAGGGGAAGAAACUGGAGGUGUUCCCCAAUGGGACCGAGCUGUCCCUGUCCCCUCUGCAGCUGAACCACAGCGGCCACUACACCUGCAAGGGCUGGGUGGGAGACUGGGGGUGGACGGAGUCAAUGCCGGUGACAGUGACAGUGCACAUGCCCGUGGCCAAUGCCACCAUCACCCUCAGUCCCCCGGCACACCAGGUGCGUGCAGGUGACAACGUGACCCUGCGCUGCUCAGUGCAGGUGGGCUCAGCCCCUGUCACCUUCACCUGGCUGCACAACAAGCAGGAGGUGGCCCGGGGUCCACUCCUGGAGCUCGGGGACAUCGAUGUGGGACAUUCGGGCACCUACCAGUGCAUGGCCACCAACCAGCUGGAACAGGACGGGCACCGCGUGUUCCAGGCACUAAGCCCAGAGCUGGCCCUGGCUGUGACACUGCGAGAACACUGUAACAAAGGUGGGAUCACACAGAGUCACCAGGGAAGUGCAGGACUCCUGGGGUUAAGAGUGACCCUGAUGUGUCCCCCUCUGUUUCUUGCAGUGGCCGCAGGGGUCAGUGGGGCCCUUUUGUUCCUGCUCCUGCUCGUGGGUGUCAUUGUGGCCUGGCACCGGUGGCACCGUGUGGCUGCCAGGAAGCAGCAGGAAAGGGCCCCCCCGGAUCCCCCGGCCCCCCCAGAGGAGGGGGAGGUGCUGUACACCCACGUCGUGGUCACCAAGAGGGCAGGAGCGUCCCCCCGUGCCACCACCCUCCAGGAUCCCCAGGUGACCUACGCAGAGCUGCGGGGACCCCAGGGGCCACCACGGGAACCCGGUGACAUCUACGGGAAUGUGCUGUGACACUGGGGGAAACUGGGGGGUCCCCACCCAUGGGCACCCACUCCUGUGUGUGCUGCCACUAAAAACUGCCCCUCUCCCUCCCCGUGGAGGCACAAAGAUCCCAAAGGGCUGAGAGAAGAACAAUUUCCUGAAACAGCAACCAGAGAGAAUAAAACCAACAGCAACAGCAA
Messenger RNA from Motacilla alba alba, 1585 nucleotides. RefSeq names its product Fc receptor-like protein 4. Bases 150 to 1415 code for a protein of 421 amino acids. Gene Ontology annotation, molecular function: transmembrane signaling receptor activity. The transcript is spliced from 8 exons. The record is from RefSeq and is a predicted model, not a curated record. Gene Ontology annotation, biological process: cell surface receptor signaling pathway. NCBI's taxonomy places the organism in Eukaryota, Metazoa, Chordata, Aves, Passeriformes, Motacillidae.